AUGGAGGGUGAGAUCGGUGCAGAUGGUGACGGCAAGGUCACUGCCAAGACCUCUGUCAAGAAGACUGCAAGAGGCAAGAAGGCGAAGGCCAAUGACGAAGGUAACGACGUCGAAGACAAGCCAAAACCUAAAGCCAAGACCAAGACCAAGACCGCAAAGAUCGAGCCACCCCGCGCAGAGCGUACCAAAGACAUUAAGCAUCGAAUCGGCGCCCAUGUCAGCAUUGCCGGAGGUGUGCACAAUUCCAUCGUUAAUAUGGUAUACAUUGGGGCUAACGCCUUCGCACUGUUCAUGAAGAACCAGCGUAAAUGGGAGUCUGCUGCUAUGGAUCCAGAACAUGCCAAGUUGUUUAUUCAGGGGUGCAAAGACCAUAACAUCAACGCUGCGGAUUGUUGUCUGCCUCAUGGUUCUUACCUGGUCAAUCUUGCUCACCCCGACCCUGUCCGCAAGAAGCAGGCCUACGACUCCUUCUUGGAUGACUUGACUCGUUGCCAUGCGCUUGGUAUCAGGCUCUACAACUUCCACCCUGGUAAUGCAAAUGCGACUACUCGCGAGGAGGGCAUUCGAAUCAUCGCCGAGAACCUCAACCGGGCGCAUGCGGAUCCAACAACUGGUAAGGUCGUCACCGUACUUGAGACCAUGGCAUCUCUCGGUAAUACCAUCGGCGGCACGUUCGCCGACCUCGCUGCCAUCAUCAAUCUCGUCAAUGACAAGAGCCGUGUCGGUGUUUGUUUAGACACCUGUCAUGUCUUCGCUGCUGGCUAUGAUCUACGCUCGCCCGAAGCUUACGCCGAGACUAUUGAGAAGUUCGAUAAGGAGAUUGGGCUAGAGUAUCUUAAAGCCUUCCACGUCAACGAUAGUAAGGCUCCAUUGGCAAGUUACCGUGAUAUGCACGCCCGUAUUGGAACCGGAUACUUGGGUCUUCAGGCGUUCCACAACCUGAUGAACGAUGAGCGGUUCUAUGGUCUUCCUAUGGUCCUUGAGACACCCAUCGACACCAUUGACGAGAACGGCAAGAAGGUUGACGACAAGGGCAUUGAUGCCCGUGAGAUCAAAUUGCUUGAGAGUCUCGUUGGCAUGGAAAACAAAUCAGACGACUUCAAAGCGCUCAGUGCGCGUCUCCAAGAUGAGGGUGCAUCCGAGCGCGUGCGCGUUGGUGAUCAAGUGCAGAGGAAGACAAUCAAGGAUGCUAAGCCGAAGAAGAAGCGCGCUGCCAAGAAGAAGGCCGAGGGUGAGGAUGAUGAGGACAUGGAGGAAUAG
Messenger RNA from Alternaria alternata, 1260 nucleotides. RefSeq names its product AP endonuclease. Gene Ontology annotation, biological process: base-excision repair. Gene Ontology annotation, cellular component: mitochondrion; nucleus. The transcript has 3 exons. Gene Ontology annotation, molecular function: DNA binding; phosphoric diester hydrolase activity; zinc ion binding. Lineage: Eukaryota; Fungi; Ascomycota; Dothideomycetes; Pleosporales; Pleosporaceae. The record is from RefSeq and is a predicted model, not a curated record. Bases 1 to 1260 code for a protein of 419 amino acids.